UGUUAGUAUGGCACGUGUUGCUAGAGGACAUGGCGGAGAUGGUGCUGGUGAUCCGCCGGCUCCAUAUUGGAAGCCAGAAUCAGGAUGUCUUGCAAGUGGUAAGAAGUUGCGUUCGUAUGCCAAGAAUUUAGAGGUAGAAAAGCUAAGAAAUGACAAUGGGGCACCGCUAGACAUCGAGUUUGAUAUCAGAACCAAAACGUAUAAUCCGGUUGGACCGAAUGCAAAGUAUUUUGCAUCGUUGCUGGGAACUUUGGCGAGGUCGGUGCCAUUUUACUAUGAUUCAUGGGAGCAAGUCCCUGAGGAGGCUAAGGAACAUGUUUGGCCGUGUCUAGAGGUUGGGUUCGUCUACUAA
Molecule: messenger RNA, 352 nt
Organism: Erigeron canadensis
Lineage: Eukaryota; Viridiplantae; Streptophyta; Magnoliopsida; Asterales; Asteraceae
Exons: 2
Coding region: 8-352 (114 amino acids)
Source: RefSeq, a predicted model, not a curated record